AUGAAUUUAAACAAGGAACUGAUCAGAAUUACAGCAGACAAUGGGCUGGUUGUUUGGGACACUGGGUGUUUUGGGCAGGUGCUCCAAAAAUUGCCACAGCCAGCAGCCCAGUUCCCGGGGUUGAUACAUUUUGUGGGCAUAGCAGCCAAAGACAAAGUGCUCAAGAAGCUCUUCUUCCAUGGUGGGCUAGGACAUGAUGAAUGGGGACCCAUAUACCUCCACCUGGAUCCUCUUACAGUUGAUAAUGACAGCCCAGUCCUGAUUGUUGACAGCAACCCAUUCCCUGAGUUAUCAUCAUGGACAAACUGCAAGCUUGACAGGGAGGCUAGACUCUACCAAUUUAGGUAG
This is a messenger RNA of Coccidioides immitis RS, 348 nucleotides long. RefSeq lists its product as uncharacterized. The record is from RefSeq and is a predicted model, not a curated record. Bases 1 to 348 code for a protein of 115 amino acids. The transcript has a single exon. NCBI's taxonomy places the organism in Eukaryota, Fungi, Ascomycota, Eurotiomycetes, Onygenales, Onygenaceae.